UUUGUAACAUCUGCUUUUAAUUUUAGAAGCAUUUUAGUCAAUUUGCUGCAUGACAGUAUUUGUCAACACCAGAUAACUAUGACCACUAACAUGCCUUACUCUGCUGAGACUGGUUAAUGGGCUAGACUGAGAAAUAAUAUGCAAACUCCUCUCUUAUCAGGAGAGAUCAGUUCCCAAAGUGACAUGGAUAUUGUUGGUGUAGGUGAUACCUUUAACCAUGACAUCACUUUAAACCCCUGGGCAACGCUCAUGCCCUUGGGAGUGUAUUGCUGCUGAAGGGGACUGCUUGACCUGAAACUCUGAGACUCUCUAUGUUGAAUUUCCUUCUGCUCAAGGGAGCAAAGCUGCUGGGUUCAGUCAAGAAUCCGUUAUUUUUACUGGCUUGCAGUCAGGAGAACUGAAGUGACUUUUACUUUUUUUUUCUCCCAGCCUUUUCAUUUUAUGUUUUCUCCCUAGCCUUUUCUGUUCAUUUUUUCUUACAUUCACUUGACACCUGUCCCUACCUUUGGAGGAUGAGAUAAGUGAAGAACUCUGUCCCUGUCAAGACAAGGAGCAGAAUAUGCCUGCACAAAAAGGGCCAGAGCAGGAAUCAAACCUCUCCUGGGCAGGCAGGGGUGGGAGAGCUCCUUUGCAGCAGUUUGCAUUCUGGCGUGCCAUCAGUGGGGUUUUGUCACUGUAGUGGGUAGCAGGUUUCUCUCUUGCUUUUGUUUUUCCUUGUCUUUUUUAUUUCUAUUUCUUUGGAGUCAUCAUGCUGCAGCAAAUUUUGCGUGAUAUGUAUAUUGACCCUGAGCUCCUGGCAGAGCUGAACGAAGAGCAGAAGCAGAUCUUGUUCUACAAGAUGAGAGAAGAGCAGCUGAGGCGCUGGAGGGAAAGGGAAGAAAAAGCCCGAAUGGAGGAGGCUGUGCUGAGAAAGACAGCGAGGCGCAACCAGAGUAACGGCAAACACGUGCACUGGCUGCGGGGCAAGGACGGUGAGGUCUGGGUCUGGGUGAUGGGAGAAGCCCCGGGGGACAAACCCUACGAGCAGAUCUCGGAGGAGCUCAUAGCAGAGCGGGCCAGGCAGCAGGCACAGAAGGAGGCAGAAGAAUUAUGGAGACAAAAGGAAGCUGAAAUAACAAAGAAAUUCCGUGAUGCUAUGGCUCAAGAAAAAGCCAGAAUAGUGGCAGAAAAAUGGAAAAUAGAAAUGGAGGAUCGGAAAGCAGCCAAACUGGAGGAAGAAAAAAUUCAGGAGGAACUGAAGAAAAGAGAAGAAGAGGAAAGACAGAAAGGUGAGGAACUUAUCAGGCAGCAGGAAGAAAUCCGGGCAAAGGAGCUGUACCUGAGCCUGAAGCAAGCUCAGCAGCACAGUCAGCACAGCGACGAUGACCAGGAGUGGGAAGAACAGUUGCGCCGCUCCAAGGCUGCUGACGAGGAGAGGAGCCACAAAGCGCGCAGGGCGCGGGAUGAAUACCAACGGCAGUCCCUGCGCGCCAUCCAGAAGGGAAGAGUGGCUGGCCUGAGUCAUUUGUUCCAGGGGACAAACCUGGGCAAUGAUCAGGAGAUCAAACUGAACAACAACAGUGCGACCCCUUUGCUGUCUUCUGCAGCAUCCAGUAACAUCUGGGAGCGCCCUUCUCGGCCCUUCUCCCGAGACGUCAUCAUUCGCUGGUUCAAGGAGGAGCAGAUCCCUCGGCGGGCUGGCUUUGAGAGGAACACCAACAGGAUUGCUCAGUGGUUCCAUGGCAUUAUCAGCCGUCAGGAAGCAGAGGAGUUGUUGAUGAAUAAAUCCGAAGGUGCAUUCCUGGUGCGAGUCAGUGAGAAAAUCUGGGGCUACGCAUUGUCCUAUCGCCAGCAAAACGGCUUCAAGCACUUCCUGGUUGAUGCUUCGGGGGAUUUCUACAGCUUCCUGGGGGUAGAUCCAAACCGACACCCAACACUCACAGAUCUGAUUGAUUUUCACAAGGAAGAAAUUAUCACGUCCUCAGGUGGGGAGCUACUCCUGGAGCCAUGUGGACAGCAGAAGAAUCCACCAGACUAUAGCCCUUUAUUUGAAUAACUGAUCCAGGACCAACAGGAAUGCAUUCUGGAUAGCUGUAGUAAUAGAUAGUUACAAAAAUAAACAAUGGAAGUAGUUAACCCACUUUCAAAGCCACUGGUCUUGUGGCCAAAAAGUAUCCUCAUUAGGAGGCCUAAAAUAUUUCUGAUUUGCAUCUGAAUUAUCAUCAUCAUUAUUCAUAUUGCUAGCACUUGAAAGGUAAGAAAUUACCAGAAAAUUGCAAAAGAGGACUACUUCCAAGAAAAUUUCAAGGGGUUGUAGCCAAUUGCACUGAAUACUAAGUUCCUGUCUUAAUUUUCUCAUGUUUUAUACUGCAAGAAGCAUGGGCAGGAGCUAUUCAUAGAGUACUGUAUGUAGUAUCAAUGUUGGUGAACAGAUUCUGUGUUCCAAAGCAAGGUUUGACAGUUUCUGUUGACAAUUUCAUUACCCAGUGGUGCACUUUGGUAACAGGAGAAGCAGUCUUCAAACAUCCCUAUGAAGUUUGUGAUUGUGUAUGUAAUUAGGUGAAACUUGCCAUUAUGCUUUUAAAUUCAGGCCUACAAAGUUCUCCACAGGAUAAGGUCAUACACAUUUUAUUUACAUUUUCAUGAAGCCCAACAGCCUUGGAAGGGACUUUACUCCUGUACAGUAAGUGGUCAGUUUAUUCUAAAGGAAACUGAUUUGCUACAAUUCUCUCACUGGCUGUGUCAUGCUUUCCACUUUUAGAUGUGCAAGAGACACAGUGGAUAUUGCUAGCUUUAUUUUGCUAUAGGACUGGGUAUUUUCCUUAUCUGAGUUAUGAGAGAGGGUGGAGAUAGUAUAUCUAUAUAUAGAAAAGGUACAUCUAAUUACAUUAUCAUCAUGCUAUUUUAUGGGUAAAAACAAGAUGCACACAAUGUGUUCCUGAUCCAUUUGCUAUAAAUAUUAACCCCAUGAAAACAGACCAGUAGCCUAGAUCUGUGGAGCAGUUGCUUAGUGUUUGGACUAGAAAAAUAAUAAAAUCUCACAGUACACAUAGGAAAGGUACACUGAGCAUAUUUCUGUAAGCUACUGCUUUGGGCAGUCUCUGAGUCCUGUGGGGUUCUCUUCCUGGGAACCUCCUGUAAAUCCCUUUCCCCUCAAACAGUCAUUUGACCCUUGACUCACUGUUACCUUCUGUACUCUGACUUAUCUAGAUGGUAAAAUCAACUAAGAAACUUGUCACGUCCAAGCCAAUAAAGCACACUAAACAUUUAAGGUGCUACAACAGUAAAUACUUGUGGUAGAAAUAGCAAUAUUUUUAUAAUUAACUUUAUGGCUAGCUCAUAUUAAAGUACAGAUUUUUGCCCACAAGCUUCAUUCUUGGUCAGGGACUUUUUCUUCUGUUAACAUUGGGCUUUGUGUGAUUUAAUCCAUCAAUGUAAAUGACCCAUGACGAGAAAAUUUUAUUGAACUUCCUACAGAGACAGCCAGGCAGUUUCUGUGCUAAUCACUUGGCACACUGGCUCAGGAGGUUUUAAAUAGUUACUGUUAGCACCUCAGAACAAAGCAAGUCAGGACAGCAGAUAAGCAAAAAGCAAGAAAGAUCUGCCUCUCUGAGAGACCAGCUUUGCACUUUCUCCUUCCUUCAAAGGCAUCUCAAGAACCACCUCAGCCUCAGGUUAUUCACAGCUGCAGUUCUUUCAUGGAACUACUGGACCUAUACUUAAAGGACAAUGGAAGGGGACCUCUGAAAUUAUGAAAAAAGGAAAGUAUCUACAGACUUAUCUCUGAGGUCAGAAAGUGGUAGGUGACUGUGUAAGACCAGUCUUUUGCCUUUAUGCACUGAAGAAAACCCCCCCAAAAAACCAAGAACAACAAAAACAACAGCAAUAAACGACAAAAAAACCCAAAAUGAACAAAAAAGAACCCCCAAACCAAAACAACAACAAAAAACAAAACAAAAAUAAAAACCCCCAAAAACUCACCAAAACAAAACCAUGAAAUGCUGCCUUUUCUCUGGAAAAGGUGCCAGGCAUGCUAGAAGACAUACAAAUUCCAAAGUUUUUAGAAGAUUACUCAACAUGAUACUGUGAAUGGUUAUAGACAGAAUAUUGAAGAACUUGUUCCACAUGCAAUUCACAUUCAGAUGCUGAUAGCAAUACAGCUAUUUGUUUUUAGUGACACAGUUCCCAGCAACUGCUUGUGUUUUGUUUAGCCAUUAAGAAGGCCUGGAAAUAAUAGUUCUUUAGCUUAUGUGGCCUUUUGCAAUGUAAUUAACAUUAUUUUCACUUCAGAGUACAUUUCCUAAUUCUAAUUUUCUAAUUU
Messenger RNA from Parus major (Great Tit), 4300 nucleotides. It is a transcript of the gene SH2D4B, whose product is annotated as SH2 domain containing 4B. Gene Ontology annotation, cellular component: cytoplasm. The transcript has 8 exons. The record is from RefSeq and is a predicted model, not a curated record. Bases 749 to 2035 code for a protein of 428 amino acids. Lineage: Eukaryota; Metazoa; Chordata; Aves; Passeriformes; Paridae.